This is a messenger RNA of Mytilus californianus (California mussel), 333 nucleotides long. RefSeq names its product octopamine receptor beta-2R-like. NCBI's taxonomy places the organism in Eukaryota, Metazoa, Mollusca, Bivalvia, Mytilida, Mytilidae. Gene Ontology annotation, biological process: G protein-coupled receptor signaling pathway. The record is from RefSeq and is a predicted model, not a curated record. The annotation marks the transcript as partial. Gene Ontology annotation, molecular function: G protein-coupled receptor activity. The transcript has 2 exons. Gene Ontology annotation, cellular component: membrane.
AUGGAUACUUUUGAAGAGGAAAUGAGGAUAUCAAUAACGGUUGUAUGUUCUGUAUUGAUGAUAUUUGGAAUUCUGGGAAACAUUAUGAUCAUACUUACAAUCCUAAAGAACAAGAAACUCCGAGUUAUGAUGAAUGUAUUCGUUGCAUUACUGGCGUUUAUAGAUCUUCUUAUCAUUUCGUGUCUCUUGCCGUUUAAUUUGUAUACAGUUCUGACAAAUGGCGAGUAUAUACUUUUAAUGUCAGGACAGUUUUCCUCAUUUUUGAAGGCUGUAUGGUUGCCUAUAAUUGCUUUGUCAUUUGAACCUCUGUUGAUAGUUGUCUCCUUGGCAAUC